AUGUUAAUCCUUUCUCAAUUUGCUUUGGAAAAACAAGUUUUUGGGGCUCAACGUAGGAGGUACCGAGCUCUUUGCCGCACCUAUCCGUUUAGCAUUGGACGUAGCUUUUGGUUAAAGGCUAAACUGGGAGGAAUGCAACAUCGAAUGAAGAAGAGACAGAGACCCACAAUCUCGAAGUCGAAGGAAGCGGAUGGAUCUCAAAACCCUAACCCUACACGUGGUCAGAUUGAUGAAGAAUCCAAGGUUUUGAAUGGUGUUUCAGAAGGAACUACUUCGCGUCCCAUACAGGUACACGUUGUUGGUGCAGAAAUCGUUGACGAAACAGAGGGUGCUACAAAUCUUUCAGGACAUGAUGAUGUUGAUGAUAGUAUUCACAACGUGAUGACAGUCAGUCUAGAAUAUCAGCUUGUGAAAAACGUACUGAUACUUCUAAAAACUAACCUUUUACAUGCUGCACUUAAUGCACGUAUUUUAAGUGAAGCAGGUCAAGAGCACGUGUUGAGGGUUAUCACCGGAUCUUCAAAAUCUAAAAAGGCGAUUGUUGAGUACUUAGAGACAGAAAACAUUGCAUGGAGAGAAGAGAAUGACAAAACAAUCUUGCGGAUUAAAAUCAAUGGUAACCAAAAGUUUGAGUUGAUGAGAAUCAGUCUACGUGGACUGCAUGUGGAUCAUGCAAUGGAGCUUCUGAAACCUCUCGUGUCAUUAGCUGCCUUUGGUGGAGUUCUGGGGGAAUUGAAAGUUGUGACUGGAUCUGAGAGGAGUUCAAACAUUAAGAGGACGGUUAUUGAGUAUUUGGAGAGAGAGAAGAUGGAAUGGAAAGAAGAAAACAAAGCAACUUUGUGCGUUAGAAGUAUCUCUUGGUUAAAAGCUAAAUUGGGAAGAAUGAAGCAUCACAACCUUCAACCUCAAAAAAUCGUCGAGACACCUUCGAGUUCGAGUGUCAAUGGGGACGAUGAUUCUGCAGAAAGAUUUGGGAAUUUAACAGAAAUAGAGGUUGCUUCAGAUCAUUCAGAAGAUGAAGAUGAUGACGACGCUUACAAUGUGUAUACAAUCAGUCUUGAGUAUCAGCUUGUGAUACACACAGAUAUUUCUAAAAUGUUUCCUUUUAUAUUCUGCAUUUAG
Lactuca virosa is the source of this 1122-nucleotide messenger RNA. The record is from the annotation of a GenBank genome assembly. NCBI's taxonomy places the organism in Eukaryota, Viridiplantae, Streptophyta, Magnoliopsida, Asterales, Asteraceae.